Molecule: messenger RNA, 797 nt
Organism: Plectropomus leopardus (leopard coralgrouper)
Lineage: Eukaryota; Metazoa; Chordata; Actinopteri; Perciformes; Serranidae
Source: RefSeq, a predicted model, not a curated record
GUUCCUCUGACUAACCCGCAGUCACACAACAAGGGGGGAGUUCCUCUGAAUCAGACGCACUCAUUCCGGCUUGUCCUCUCUGAGAGACUCGGACCUGCACAUUAUUUCCCGGAACAGACUCAUGAUAUGAGCUACAUUUUUAAACUACUCGCACACUAACGUCGAGUUUAGUCUGCGCUUGUGUAUUUUUGUGGUAGAAGUCGUGACAGACAGUUGAGUUUAGUUGAAUUAUCUGUUGGAGAUUUUUUUUUCCUCGAACAGAGAUGCCUGAGGACAUCGGGACAGCCAAGCCUGGAGGAGUCAUCGCCUAUAUUUCCUCCGGCUCCGCCUCCAGCCCGGAGUCCUGCAUGAGCACCAGCCCCAGCAGCGGCUACCUGUCGACGUCACCGACCGUGUCCCGCCCCUCGCUGCCCAGCAGGGCUGUGGGCAUGGUGGUUGACAUCUCUCCGCCCACCAAGAGCGGCCACCAGCGCAGCCAAGGCGCGGAGAAGGCCGGGCGCUCCUCCACGUCUGCCAAGAGCAGCAUUACCAAAAUAAACGGCAUGGUGCUGUUGUGCAAAGUUUGUGGCGAUGUGGCUUCGGGCUUCCACUAUGGCGUCCAUGCCUGCGAGGGCUGCAAGGGAUUCUUCAGGCGAAGCAUCCAGCAGAACAUCCAGUACAAGAAGUGUCUUAAGAUGGAAAACUGCACCAUCAUGAGGAUCAACAGGAACCGCUGCCAGCAGUGUCGCUUCAAGAAGUGUCUGGCUGUCGGCAUGUCCAGAGACGGUGAGCGGCAGUUUUAGUUUCAGUCAGCUGAU